UUAUCGAAUCGAAGAAGAAACCCAAAGUAUAGAAGAAGAUAGUGAAGUGGGAAGAGAAGAGUAAACAGUAAAGUAAACACUUGUGAACACUUAGAACAGUGUUUGAGUUGAUAACUGCUGAUUUUUGUUAGUUUGUCCGAAAAUUCAAAUGAAAGCACCGGCGUUGUCUUUCUCUAAAGCUCCCGUCAAGUUCAGGAUGCCAACUUCGGCGAAUUUGGUACCGAUUCGAUUGGACAUUGAAAUUGACGGCCAGAGAUUCAAAGAUGCUUUUACUUGGAACCCUUCUGACCCCGAUUCAGAGGUCGUGGUGUUUGCGAAAAGGACAGUCAAAGAUUUGAAGCUCCCUCCAGCAUUCAUAGCACAGAUUGCUUCAUCCAUUCAAACACAGCUAGCAGAGUUUCGAUCGUAUGAAGGACAGGAUAUGUACUCUGGGGAGAAGAUAGUUCCAAUUAAGCUUGAUCUUCGAGUUAAUCAUACUCUUAUAAAGGACCAGUUUUUGUGGGACAUGAACAACUUUGAGAGUGAUCCUGAAGAGUUUGCUAGAACCUUCUGCAAAGAUCUGGGCAUUGAAGACCCUGAAGUUGGACCUGCAAUUGCCUUUGCAAUCAGAGAACAGCUUUAUGAGAUUGCAACUCAAAGUGUAGCUUCAGCAAGAGAAAGCAGAAUAAGCAAAAAGGGUCGCCGGGGGACUGAACAUGCUACAUCCAGUAAAUCAAGUGGUUCUGCAUUGGACCUGGUGAAGCUAUUUGGUUACAGAUCUAGCGUGGUCCGGAAAAGAAAGGACUGGGAUGUAUAUGAACCCAUCGUUGAUCAUCUAUCUAAUGAGGAAGUGGAUGCCCUUGAAGCAAGAGAAGAUAGGAAUAUUCGGUGACAUAAAUGUAGACUUUAAGCAAGAGAAGAUAGGAAUAUUCGGUGACCAAAUAGAGGCAAAAUUAUUUUGUAAAUGCUAGGUUUGCAUAGUGAAUGUGGUGCAUCUUUUGCUGUUUUAGUCUUCCCUCAAUUUUCUGUAGAAAGACUUUGUAAACUUAGUGGAACUCGGGGAUUAAAUUUUGUAGUGAUAAGUUUCCAGUAGAUUUGCAGGUUUCUAUCAGUUCCAUUUAAUCCAUUCGUUUGAUGGUUUUCGUUCAUUGUAAUUUGCAACUAGAGGAUUACAUUAGUCCCUAUCUACUAAUAUUAAGUCGUACUAAGCCCAUUUAAG
Molecule: messenger RNA, 1198 nt
Organism: Quercus lobata
Lineage: Eukaryota; Viridiplantae; Streptophyta; Magnoliopsida; Fagales; Fagaceae
Gene: BSH
Product: transcription regulatory protein SNF5, putative (BSH)
Exons: 10
Coding region: 149-871 (240 amino acids)
Biological process (GO): chromatin remodeling
Cellular component (GO): nuclear chromosome
Source: RefSeq, a predicted model, not a curated record